GAAACAACGUUUAUUAGCAAAUGUCGUUUGUUAAAGUUUUCAUGAUAAGCAUGAUUUAUUUACUCUAUCCGAAUGAAGAGAUAUCAUCGCAUUAUUAUGCAUAAUCUCUUAGUUUCUCCUCUAAAUCCAAAUAUAAAAAUAUAUUAUAAUAAUUUCAAUAUUAUCUUAUUUGGCUUACGCAUCAUUAAAGUAGUAUUAGUAAUACACUUUUAAUUUUACGUAAAAAAACUCGUAAAUAAUUUUUAAAAGUACAAAAUUUACACAUUGACGAGCAUUAAGAACAAGUAACGUUCAAAGAUUUACACUGUAUAUUUUUGUAUUUUUAGAACAUCAGAUGUUAUAUAACUUAACUUUUUCUGCUUUUUCGCACCUUUGAUUAUGUUGCGGCUAUAACCGCAUAUGACGAACAUCUCAAAAUAAUCCCCCUUAGCCAAAUACACUUGUGCCAACGUUUUUUUUCCAUUCUUCGAAACAAUUAGUCAAUUUCCGGAUAAGCCUUCAAUACGCGUAGGGAUUCACGUUUAAUGUCCUCAAGUGAUUCAAAACGGAUUACUCGGAGCAGUCAUUUUAGUUUUCUGAAUAGCCAGAAGUCAGGCGAAAACGGUGGUUGCGGCACGAUAUUAGUAGAAAAUUUGGCGAAAAAGUCAAGAAGAAUCUGUCCUUGUUGACAGUUAUCGCCUGCUAGUCGAAAAGCAUUGUUCCACAGACGUUAACUCGACGUUGUUUUUCGAAAAAAAUUCAGUCGUGUUUUCACUUAUAAUAGGCAACUGUGGUGGUACCCAACUCUUUUAUUUUAUUGACGUUUUGAUCAUCAAUUGAUGUUGAUGGCGGUCUUGGACGUGGUUUGUCGUCAACUCGUUUUCGACCGUCUUUGAGUAAUUUGUACCAAUCAGCGACAAACAAUUAUUACCAAAAGCCUUUUCCAAAAUUCUGAGGGUUUCGGCAUCGGAAAUUUGAUUUAGUACCCAAAAUUUAUUGGAACUUUUUUGUUGAAUAAUUUCACUCAUCGUAACAAUCGCCGAAUGCACUUUACACAUAUAAUUCAUACUAAACACUAAUGAUUAGUUUGAUGUGCCAUUUGGCAUAGAUGUCACUGACAACAUAGAAAAAAAUAUUUCGACGAAAUUUCAAUACACUAAUUUUUUACGUCAAAAAGUUUGCAACAUUUGGUUUUGUGAUUUCAUUAUCUCCUGAAUCUUAUUUAGCAUUGAAGUCAUAGAUUGCGUCAUACAUUGGGUAAGGUUGAAAAUCAUAGUUUCAACGCUUCCAUUUUGUUGGUUUUGGGGCAUUUGCAUUUGUGCAGUAUUGCUCUUUCACCACGUUUGCAUAGCCCCCUUGUGUAGCAUUGUUUUUAAGAUUAACUGGUUUUAAAAUAUGGACGGGGAUUUCAAUAUUUUCAUUAGGAGGAAUAUUCAACAUUUGGUUACGACGUGCUUGAAUGCAUUGUGACAACUUCGAUUUCAAAUCUUUAUAUACAGGGCAACCCCUGUAGUUAGCAGUGUGAUUUCCUUCACAACUGCUGCAUUUUUUAUUUAAAUCCUCUUUUUUAACAGAACAUUUUGAAGUAGGAUAUAGAUCACCACACACCACACAGACACUGCGUAGAGUGCAAUAUGCUUUCGUGUGUCCAUACUCUUGGCAGUUUGUACAUUGUAAUGGACCAUUUCUGUUAUAUGAUUCCUUAACGGUGAUUCUGCGAUUUAGCAGAUAUUUUAAAAUGUAAAGCAGGUGUAUUUCGUGUUUCUUUAGUUGGUUAGAAUUCGGGAUCAAUUCUAUUUCGAACAUUGGUUGUGGGACUUUGUUCCUGUUAAAAAUAUUUACUACUAAUAUAAUGCUAAAACCACCGAAGAUACUAUAACUUUUAUGACAACAACUAGGCCUUGAGCUCUUCAGUUGGUAAGAGUAGUAAUUCUUGUUAUUAUUUGAUAAAAAUUUUACAACAUCCGUGAAACUUUUUUCAGUGUGUGUUUGAAUUUUUGUUUCAUCGAUGUUACCUUUUUUCAAGGGCACAAUGUGAAGAUUUUUUGUGCUUAUCAUAUUGCUUAUUUUUGAAACAAGCGCAUUUGAUCUACGCUCACGCAAAUAUAUUGGAGGCGGUUUGGCAUUCACGACUGUGGUAGUACCCUUUGCAUCGUCGUUAGGCUCUUUGCUGAGUAAGUCAAAUCUGUUGCCAUCCAGAAUUUCUGGCUUAUUACCAUUUGGUGUUCCUGGUAGAAAUUUUUUGGUAUUGACCGCUGAUUUAAUAGGACUCGAUUUGCUUUUUACAUUAAUGUAGCGAUCAAUACCAGUCUGAACUGAUAACCCUUUUUUCCUGGUACAUUCUCACCUUGCAUUUUGUUUGCUUCGCUGUCCGGGUGAUUGCUGAUACCUGCAUAGGGCUGCUGUCAGUGGAUUUGUUGUUGCCCGAUUGCUGUCUACUGCUGAUUUUGCUGACAGCGAACUUUGCUUACUUUCCUUUUCAGCUGAUCGCUACGAUGACUCAUCAUCGCCGUUAAUUUUUUUUUUUGCCAGGCGUUGUUUCUGUCGGCUCGACAAAGCUGAAGUAGGCAUUUAAGGAAUGCCUACGGCCUUGCUGUUGAGGCUGCGAAGCACUCAUUAUUGUUUUUGGUUUUUUUUAUCUAUUUGUUUUGUGCACUAUUUGUUUAUAUUAUUAUUAAUCCUCUACCGCAUGGCCAUCUUCUUUAUGAAAAAAAAAUAAAAUAAAACUCCACUAAUAUACGUUUAUUUUGAAUCCUUUUACAUAUAUUUGUAGAAAAAAAUAUUUUACAAUGCAUAUUUUAACAGAAAAUAAAAGCCGCCAUAUAUGGCUCUCUAUGCAUACAAAGUUGCUUGGAGUGUAUAGCUGAGAUCACACGAUUGAUCAAAUGUACCGAUUUUUGACAAAAUUUUUCUGUACAAAUUUGUACAAAAUAAAUUUUGUGUACCGAUACAAUUUUCAGUGUUCACACGAUUGGCGUACUUGAGCCAGAAUUUUUCUGUACUGAUUUGUACACUUCAAUAAUAUGACAGAUAUUUGUACAACCCUGUCACAUGGUUGGGCUUGUCAUUUUAAAUAAAAUAGGUAGCUGAUAAGCUUUGAAUACAUAAUUACAUAUAUUUGAACGUAAUUUUAUAAUUUUUAAAUAUAAUGAUUUCUUCAUCAAGAAAAAAGAAAAUAGUGGCAAUUAUGUGUAUUUGUGUACACCUAAUUAAUAAAAAGAAACAAAUAAAAGAAAAACGACCAUUGAAGAAGCGAAGUGUUUGGGUGCUAGAUUGGCUUCAGAAGAGAAGUACUGACGGCUCGUAUGCAAAAACUCUGCGCGAGUUUCGUGAAGUGAACAAUCAAAAAUAUUUGUUUAAAAAUUAUCUUCGCAUGAACGAAGCCACUUUUAAUUAUAUUCUUGAAUUAGUCUCUCCAAACAUAAAAAAAAGCGACACCAAUAUGCGCAAAGCAAUACCAGCCAAUGAACGUUUGGCGGUUACACUUCGCUACCUUGCCUCUGGAGACAGCUUCAAAAGUUUAUCUGUUGACUUUCGCAUUGCGCCGAAUACAAUAUUUAUAUUUGUGCCGGAGGUUUGCGAUGCAAUUUACAAAGCUUUGAAAAAUGAAUAUUUAAAGGUUCCAAACAACGAACAGAUGUGGAUUGACAUUGCCCAAAAAUUUAGUGAUAAAUGGAAUUUUCCCCAUUGUAUAGGCGCAGUUGACGGGAAACACAUUGUGAUGAAGGCUCCGCCGCGGUCCGGAAGUACCUUUUAUAAUUAUAAAGGUACUAAUAGUAUUGUACUUAUGGCCAUUGCGGAUGCGGACUACCGAUUUAUAUAUAUUGAUGUCGGGUGCAAUGGCAGAGUUUCGGACGGCGGCGUUUUUGGAAAGUCCACAUUUCAGAAAGCUUUGGACAAUAACACACUGAGAUUGCCUUUACCACAACCAUUGCUAAAUCGUGCUCGUGAUUGUCCAUACUUAUUAGUGGCGGAUGAUGCAUUCCGCAUGCAAAAGCACAUUUUAAAACCAUACCCUGGUAGAAAUUUAACUGCCGGUCAACGCAUAUUCAAUUACCGAUUGUCACGUGCUAGGCGCGUUGUCGAAAAUGCAUUUGGCAUUAUGGCAAAGCGGUUUCAAAUUUUAUAUCGACCAAUUCAACUGAAUGAGCAUAAAACGACCCAAAUAACACUGGCCUGCUGUGCCUUGCAUAAUUUUUUAAUUAAAAAAAAUGACAGUUAUAUGGCAGGUUUAACUACAGAUAGGAAUGAUCAACAAGACAAUUCAGUUCAUGAGCAAGGUACUCAAAAUUGCCAACAAGGAGCAGAGGAACGUCCAACGACAUACAUAACCAAUGAAGCCAAAGAAAUUCGUGAGGAGUUCGAACAAUAUUUUAUGACAGUCGCUGGAGAAAUACCAUUUCAAUAUAGAUGUUUAUGUUAAAUAAAAUUAAUGAUUUAAAUAUGUCUGUAACUUUAUUAAUAUAGAAGAAAAAACGAUUCAAUGAAAUAUCAAUCAUCAUUUAAUUCUGAAAGCGCAUCUAUAGUGCACUUCAUAAUAUUAAUUUCAAGUUUUUUUGCUGCUUUCUCAUUUUUUGCAUUCAUUUCACGCAUUUGCGACGCUAUGUACAUGCCGAAGGAAUACCACUUGUCCUCUUUUUCUGCAUACAACAAAUCUGUUGCGCGUUUUAAAAUAUCUUCUGGCGAAUUGGUUGCUGCAUCAGCUGGCGAUGAUGUUGAUGCGUUGGAUUGCACGUUGAUGGGUUGAAAAUGCGUGUUUGGUAAACUUUCGCUAUCAGGGCUUAUAUUUGAAACAGAUGAAGUCGUUUUUUCUUUGUCGUGGUUAUGAUAAAACUGCAUUGCAGUCCAAAAUUGCCAAUGAGGUUGUGAACUUGACGCACUCUGACCAGACAUUGCCUGUAAUUUUUUUUUUGUAUUAUUGUACGCUGUUUUCACAUUCGCCCACUUGGCUUUGCACUCAUCAACGCUACGGCUAUGACAGUUCGCUGCAACUUCUCUCCAUGCGUUCUCUCUCUUCUGUCAGUUUUUAUAGUCUGAUGAAGAAUAUUCCCACAGACAAGGAUGUUUUUCUGUUAUUUCCAUUAAAUUAAACACAUCUUCCGAGGACCAUGCCGCACAUUGGUAUAUCUGUGGCCGAAAUUCAAAAAUUUCAUGUUGUCUGAAUUGAAUAAAAAUUUCACAGUUUGUUACCAACUAUCUAUACAUUAUUUUCCCAAAGUAUUAGGAUUCUAUCUGCAUUAGUUUUUUGUCCAGAAAUACCCAAAGUUGGUGAAUGUAGAGAACAUCAAAAUUAGCAAAAAAUUUACUCAAAAGUCAAAUUAUUGAUACAAUAAAACAACUAUUGAAACUCAACUUUGUUAUUAUUUUUCAUUUAUAAUAUGUAUCAAAGAAAAAAUUUGCAUCAAAAUUCAUUAAAAAAAAUAAUGCAUAAAAAAUUUUGUGGAACAACAUAAUUUGGACGUCAAAAUUUCAAUGUUCUUCAAAUUCAAAGUGGUGCAUCUUUUUAGCGCUGUCUGCCGCUGUCGACAUACAUAUACCGAAUUAAAGCCUGAAGUCUCAGCUAAACGAUAAGAAAAAAUUCAGCUGCCCCAAAUUGCCCCCCUUGAAAAAACAAUGUCAGAA
Bactrocera dorsalis (oriental fruit fly) is the source of this 5601-nucleotide messenger RNA. RefSeq lists its product as uncharacterized. The record is from RefSeq and is a predicted model, not a curated record. NCBI's taxonomy places the organism in Eukaryota, Metazoa, Arthropoda, Insecta, Diptera, Tephritidae. Bases 3128 to 4402 code for a protein of 424 amino acids. The transcript is spliced from 2 exons.